Malaya genurostris is the source of this 1972-nucleotide messenger RNA. Its product is annotated as serine-rich adhesin for platelets-like. The record is from RefSeq and is a predicted model, not a curated record. The coding region runs from base 201 to 1751 and encodes 516 amino acids. Lineage: Eukaryota; Metazoa; Arthropoda; Insecta; Diptera; Culicidae. The transcript is spliced from 3 exons.
UACUGGUAAUAGCUGCUGUAACACAUGCAGCAUCAAUCGCUUGAAGUUAGUAGUUUUGGAUAUAUUUUGGAGGCAGUUUUCCAUUAGGUGGGGACAGUUUUGUUAAGUGCAGUUGUGAACCAUGUGAAUGAAAAGAAUUUUUUUUCUCAUCUUUCUGCUUCAUCGGAUAUGCAAGAAAGUCUGCGGACACAAAUACCAUAAUGCUGAUUCUGCUUUUUGAAAUCUUCCCGAAUGGUAUAAAGGCAUCAAAAGAAAGUUUUUCGAACUCAGUUGGCUUUUGGCAAACAUUUGAUAUUGGUGUCAUGAAUAAGUGGUUUCUGCUAGGAUGUGCCCUGGUGGCAGUUAAUUUUGUCAGUGCGGAUCUUGGUUUGUCCAUUAGUAUUCCGAAUCUAUCAGCAACGGUGAAAUCUGCAAUUGGAACUGGCACCAAAGUGAUUACAACGGCAAACGCGAGUAUCUCGGUGAACGCAACUCUAGACACAACUAAUACCGUGUCAUCACUACGGCUUGUUAUCGGAGACAUUGUAACUCCACUAGGAAAUCUUUUUUCGGGAAUCCAGAAUGCAACAACUGAUAAAUCGGGAAACACUGAUACAGUAAUAAGUGCUAUCAGCGAUCUCGUAACGGCUACAGCGACCGCUUUCGGUACUGCAAUAUCUGAUGCAGCUGCAUUGCAACCAGUAAUUAAAGCUGGAUCGUACGACGGAUUGACGGGAAAUUUAUCGGCGAUAUCGGAUACAGCGAACACAUUAACCACAGUAUUCAGUGACAUCAGUACAUUGCUCACGCAGAUAACGUCUGCAGAAUAUGCCUAUACUGCGAACAAUGUUUCUAAGGUUAUAACGGCUACCGUCGUCGGUACCAUCACGAAACCACUGAAAUACAUAGUGGGCAAUUUGACGACAAUCGGAACAAUAAUUACUGCCGUUGGAAAAGAUAAGCAAGCAGCCAUAGCCCUACAAGCUGCUGCUAACACAUCGAUGAACAGUGGUUUGAAGGAUUUGGUAUCCGCAUCAACAUCUUUCAAUAAAACUGUCAACAGCUUGCAAACUUCUACAUUUCGGCUAUCCACAACUAGUCUGAUCUCCAUAAACAACUCGUAUGCCACCAUUUUGGCUAAAUCAGCCCUCUACAACGGAGGAGAUAAAACUAACCUAACCACCUUCUUGGCCGCCAAUAUCGAUGCGAACACUACAGCAAUGGCACAAGUAAUGACUAGCACCCAGAGUGUAACGGAAACAGUUUUUACAACGUUGAGCACAGAGACGUCGAACAUUGCAAGCGCCCUGCUGCUUGGUAUCAACAACAUCACCAAUACGGCGUCAACCAGCGACAGCAAGUAUGCAUCCGCCUGCGAGAACAAGUAUGGAGCCAUGUACAAACAGCCGACAGUUUCCAUGGCACGACUUGCGCCCUGUCUAUCACAGGAAACAUCCGGAUUCAGUACGUUACUGCAGGCAGUGAAUGUCCAGUUCAGUGGCCUAGUUUAUGCAGUUGGUGCAAGCGCUGUCAAGCUGAACCUUUGCACAGUAUCUACUGGAAACUGUAGUGUUUCGUACUUCGCCGACUUCACCGCGUUUAGUGAUCUCGUAACGGCCAAAUAUAACCUGCUCACAACACUGGUGACCACGGACAACAACAUCCUUACCGCCCGUGUCGACAACUGUAUUGUUGCCGUUUCUAACGAUAUUCAAGAUGUGUCGAGUGCCAUACAGAAUAAAUUCGGAAAUUGUCUAACAACUGGCAGCUAAGCGACGGCCCGAACCAGCAACGCCGGUACAGUAGGUUAUAAUUGUGAUACAGGAAGGUUGUACCUAAGCUCGUACUAUCGAAUCAAACACGUACAUAUUUAAUUCAUUUCUUCAGUCUGCCAUCGAUUCAUCGGGCCACAUGAAUAGUGUAAUGCUCGUACAUUUUUCCCGAAAAUAAAAUCCACGGAGUAGAAUACAGUGUUGAUAAAAACAAAAGCAAA